Messenger RNA from Sphaeramia orbicularis (orbiculate cardinalfish), 1806 nucleotides. Its product is annotated as induced myeloid leukemia cell differentiation protein Mcl-1-like. Gene Ontology annotation, molecular function: BH domain binding; channel activity. The transcript has 3 exons. The record is from RefSeq and is a predicted model, not a curated record. Bases 116 to 1000 code for a protein of 294 amino acids. Lineage: Eukaryota; Metazoa; Chordata; Actinopteri; Kurtiformes; Apogonidae. Gene Ontology annotation, cellular component: mitochondrial outer membrane. Gene Ontology annotation, biological process: regulation of apoptotic process; release of cytochrome c from mitochondria; extrinsic apoptotic signaling pathway in absence of ligand.
AACUUCCGCUCUGCUCCGACCGACCUGAAGCAGCCAUGGGGUUUCGACCGUAGGGGAGGGUAGUUUUUAUUGAACAACUUAGCAGUUUACCCUUCAUUUUGAAUCUAACCAAUUAAUGUUAAUCGCGAGUUUAAAGUUACUGAUUAAGAUGAAUAUUAUUCCCCCAUCAAAGCGUACUGCGUUUGGAAUCAUGAGUGUUUCUUUGCUUCAUCAAAAUGGAGUCGCGGAUCCUUUCGGAGCAGAGGACUCAGCCCAGUUUAUCCGGGACUCAGCCCAGUUCAACCGGGCCUCGGCCUUGGACUCUCGGAACAGCAAUCCACAGCACCGACCCAACAAUCUGGGAGUGAAAGCAAAAAACGAGCACUUACCCAAAAGCCUUCAGGAGGACCGGGAUGAGGCGGACGCGGACGGCUCUCUGCCCUGUACGCCGGAGUUCCAGUCCCUGGAGCCGGACGUGCCCAGCUGCCCGGCGGGACAUGAAGUCCUGGAGGCCGACACAAGGCAGCUUAUUAUCGGCUUCCUCAAAGUCUUUACAGGAGUUUCGAAACCUCGGUGGAGUCAAAACGAAGCACUAUCAACAAUGAAAAGAGUUGUGGAGGACCUUUUGGAAAAACACAGAUACGCAUACAAUGGUAUGAUCAACAAAUUGUCAUUGGAUGACAGAGGAGAUGAUAUGAGGUUCGUAAGUGCAGUAGCAACAAGUCUCUUUGAAGAUGGGACCACGAACUGGGGUCGUGUUGCCAGCCUGGUGGCCUUCGGGGCAGUGGUGUGUCAGUAUCUUAAGAAGAAAGGCAGGGAAAACUGUGUGGAGCUGGUGGGAGAAGAGAUUUCAGCAUAUCUGCUGUCUGAUCAGCGAGACUGGCUGCUCAAAAACAACUCCUGGGACGGCUUUGUAGAGUUCUUCCGAGUAUCAGACCCAGAAUCAACAGUGAGGAACACACUGAUGACCGUGGCUGGAUUAGCUGGUAUUGGGGCAACACUGGCCAUGUUAAUCAGGUGAAUUUCUUGGACUGUCUAAGACUGAUUUGUCUGACCAAGAUUGGGACUUCAUCUUGUUUUAUCAGCGCAUUUCCAUCGUGGGUUUGGACUUCACAGAACGGAAAUGAAAGAAUCACUCUUUCUCGGUGGUACACUUCCAACUCUGAGCCCUUGAUAAGAACUUUUUUUUUGUGGAUAUAUGAGAAAACGGAGAUGGACAUCAGUUUCCAACAGUCAACAUUCAAUUAGGUUGUAUUUAAUUUACAAAGGAAUUUAUUUUUUUAUUAAAUGUCAAAAAUGUCUCUAUGCAAAUUAAAACUUUCUUAGGCUGUCAGUUGACCUGAUAUCUGCUCUUGAUUCUGUUUACUUUGAGAUCACACAUAUUUUAAGGCUUGGCUGUAUUGAUAAGCUGGCCCCAAAGCAUUAAGGAAAGGCUGCACCCCCCAUGCAGGCCUGAAGCCCAUUUCCAUAAAGUCUGCGCAUAAGCCCUGGAUCCUUUGUGCACUAACUCCAGCCCUGUCAGAGGAGGUGGUGGGUGGAUUUGCAUGUGUUGCUCCACUUCCUUGUUCCUGUACGUACUUGGCAGUAGCAGAAAAGAGCAACCAAAUGCAGCUGAACUAAACAAAGGACUCUAAUGUGGAGCAGUAUAUGAUCCAAGAAAUUAUUCAAAGCUACAAAUAAGUGAGGAAGGCUAUCUAUCAAAUAUGUUUCAAAUGAGAACACUUAAAAUGAUUGAUGGUAAUGAUCCAGUUGUAAGCUAAUAUUAUAUGUACAGCAAUUAAGAAUUUUGUUCAUAGUUAAUAAAACAACAUAAUUUGCAUGGUUUGA